GACUGAUCUUUGAAAAUAUGUAUUUGGGAGAUAGUCGCGUUCUGUUGAAUACCUUGUGCUGGUGCUGCCAUCGGAAAAUCUGGUUACACUCCGGGGAGGCCUGCGACCACGGCAGGACUGAACCGCCUCGGCCCUGAGAUGAGCGUCCGGCCUGAGCGGGCACAUCAUGAAUAGGUACACGACGAUCAAGCAGCUCGGGGAUGGAACCUACGGUUCCGUCCUGCUGGGAAGAAGCAUUGAGUCUGGGGAACUGAUUGCUAUCAAAAAAAUGAAAAGAAAGUUUUAUUCCUGGGAGGAAUGCAUGAACCUUCGGGAGGUUAAGUCUUUAAAGAAGCUCAACCACGCCAAUGUAGUAAAAUUAAAAGAAGUUAUCAGGGAAAAUGAUCAUCUUUAUUUUAUCUUCGAGUACAUGAAAGAAAAUCUUUACCAGCUCAUUAAAGAAAGAAAUAAGUUGUUUCCUGAGUCUGCUAUAAGGAAUAUCAUGUAUCAGAUAUUACAAGGACUUGCAUUUAUCCACAAACACGGCUUCUUCCACCGUGACUUAAAGCCUGAGAACCUCCUCUGCAUGGGACCAGAACUUGUGAAAAUUGCAGACUUUGGAUUGGCCCGAGAAAUCCGAUCAAGACCUCCGUACACAGACUAUGUAUCUACCAGAUGGUACAGGGCUCCAGAAGUACUCCUGAGGUCCACCAACUACAGCUCCCCCAUUGACGUCUGGGCCGUGGGCUGCAUCAUGGCAGAGGUGUACACCCUCAGGCCACUCUUCCCUGGGGCCAGUGAAAUUGACACCAUAUUCAAAAUUUGCCAAGUGUUGGGAACACCGAAAAAGACCGACUGGCCUGAAGGCUACCAACUUUCAAAUGCUAUGAACUUCCGCUGGCCCCAAUGUGUACCCAAUAACUUAAAGACCUUGAUUCCAAAUGCUAGCAGUGAAGCGAUUCAGCUCCUCAGAGACAUGCUCCAGUGGGAUCCCAAGAAACGACCAACAGCUAGUCAGGCACUUCGAUAUCCUUACUUCCAGGUUGGACACCCACUGGGCAGCACCACACAGAACCUUCAGGAUUCAGGAAAAGCACAGAAAGACAUCCUAGAAAAAGCAGGGCCACCUCCUCAUAUUAAGCCAGUCCCUCCUGCCCAGCCCCCAACCAAGCCACACACACGGAUUUCUUCACGACAGCAUCAAACCAGCCAGCCCCCUCAGCAUCUCAUGUACCCCUACAAAGCAGAGAUCUCCAGGACAGAUCACUCAAGCCAUCUUCAGGAGGACAAACCAAGCCCAUUGCUUUUCCCCUCCCUCCACAAGAAUCCUCAGUCGACACAAAAAGUCGUAGCUGGCCUGGAACACAAAAAUGGAGAGAUCAAGCCAAAGAGUAGAAGAAGGUGGGGUCUUAUUUCCAGGUCCACGAAGGACUCCGACGACUGGGCUGACUUGGAUGACUUGGAUUUCAGCCCAUCCCUCACUAGGCUUGACCUGAAAAACAAGAAGAGGCAAAGCGAUGACACCCUCUGCAGAUUCGAGAGUGUUUUAGACCUGAAGCCCUCUGAGCCCGUGGGCACAGGAAACAGCGCGCCUACCCAGACUUCAUACCAGAGACAUGACACGCCAACCCUGAGGUCCGCGGCCAAGCAACACUACUUGAAGCAUUCACGGUACUUGCCUGGAAUAACUGUAAGAAAUGGCAUACUCCCAAAUCCAGGCAAGGACUUCAUUCCAUCCAAUCCAUGGUCUAGCUCUGGUUUGUCUGGAAAAUCUUCAGGGACAGUAUCAGUCAUCAGCAAAAUAAAUUCAGUUGGUUCCGGCUCUACAAGUUCAAGUGGACUGACAGGAAACUAUAUCCCUUCCUUUCUGAAAAAAGAAAUUGGUUCUGCUAUGCAGAGGGUACACCUGGCACCUAUCACAGACCCUUCCCCUGGUUAUUCUUCCCUGAAAGCUGUGAGACCUCACCCGGGGCGCCCUUUCUUCCACACCCAGCCUAGAAACACUCCUGGGUUGGUACCGCGGCCUCCUGCCGCCCAGCCAGUACACGGCCGGACAGACUGGGCUUCCAAGUACGCGUCCCGGCGACGAAGCCCUUCACCGGGAGUGAAAAUCCCGAUUUUGUUCAGCAGAGGCUGUUCCAUUGAGAGGAAUGUUUACAGCAAUUUUGAAAAUGACAAAGCUAGUUUGGAGACAGAAAAAGAUGAAAGGUCCACUCUCAUCCAUAUCUCUAUGCUUUUCAUAGCACGUUCCCAUUUGCAAUGUAAAUCAUCCAAUGAAGCUCAUGACUUCACUAACUACAUUCAGAAUGCCACAGGAAAUUCAUUGCCAUCCUUGUACUCUUUGGAAGAAUUUUGUAGGAACAUGAUCUACAAAUUAAACUUGCAUGGCACUGUCUCUUUAUCCUUGGGGGAGACAUUUCAGGACUCCCAGUGGAUCUGA
Messenger RNA from Tupaia belangeri chinensis (Chinese tree shrew), 2419 nucleotides. It is a transcript of the gene CILK1, whose product is annotated as ciliogenesis associated kinase 1. Gene Ontology annotation, biological process: protein phosphorylation. The transcript has 15 exons. Lineage: Eukaryota; Metazoa; Chordata; Mammalia; Scandentia; Tupaiidae. Bases 167 to 2419 code for a protein of 750 amino acids. Gene Ontology annotation, molecular function: protein kinase activity; ATP binding. The record is from RefSeq and is a predicted model, not a curated record.